Molecule: messenger RNA, 899 nt
Organism: Linum trigynum
Lineage: Eukaryota; Viridiplantae; Streptophyta; Magnoliopsida; Malpighiales; Linaceae
Source: the annotation of a GenBank genome assembly
AUAAUCUAAAGAAGAAAUAAACAAAGACAUCAUUAUUUUCUUCAGGGGGAUGGUCGUCAUGGCAUCUGCUGUUUUCCUGUCGGCGGCUCUAUCAAUUCUUCUUGCUAUCGGGACGGCAGUUUUGGCGACGGCAGAAGUUGAUGUUCAGCGACGAGAUUCGGAUCCCGCCGAUGGGUUCAAACAAGUGGAGCUGACGGAACGGAACUUUAAGCUGCAGAAGCCGUACGACGUGCCGUUGGAGAAGCGGUACAGCUUCAAGAAUGGAGUGCAUCGGUUGUGGGUCUACGACGACGACAAGCCUUUCAAACCCCACAGCACUACCUUGCCUCGGACCGAAAUCAGAAUCAAGGGCCUGGAUUACUCAUCAGGAGUGUGGCAAUUCGAAGGCUACGCGUUCGUCCCAAAAGGAUCACAUGGAGUGACGAUAUUCCAAAUCCACGGCGGAAGAACAAUAAGCACCCUCACUCUGCAGUUGAGGGUGAUCGGCAACGACCUUUGGUACUUCUGGAAGAAGCCCAUCGUCCCCAACAUCGUGGACAGGUGGUUCAAGCUGAACGUGAUCCACGACAUAGAGAAAGGGAAGCUGUCGGUGAUCGUUGACGGCGACCUGAAGAUCGUCGGGAAAGACGGCGGGAAAGGGGCUUGUUACUUCAAGUGUGGGGUGUAUUCCUGCCGAAAGAAUGCUAGCCAUUACAUGGAAGCACGAUGGAAGAACAUCAAAAUUUACAAGAAGUAAUCGAUCAUGUCCAUGCGUAUAUCAUGCAAUACGCAUGCAUGGCUAUAGUACUCUAUUUAUAGCUUUUCUCGGAUAAGUACGCAUAUAUAAGUUGGGAUCCAUAUCUUGUUAGUACUUGCCGGUUUUGAGAGGUUGCUUGUGGUAAUCAAUGCAGUUAAAAUCG